CCCACAAAGUAUCCUGCUGGCAGCACUUUAAUUGCACAAACUGAACGGGAGGGGGAAACCUUGGGAACGUGAAUUACCGUAUAUCUGCUUUGUUUGCAUGUAUAUAUAUAUUUUUUCCCCAACGAAGCCGGAAGGACGGUGGCUUCCCCCGCAACACUCAGGCCUUGCCACGUGUGAACGGCACAGGCGGCUGGCAGCGGGCCCUCCCUGAAGCAGCCGCUUCCUGCUGCUGCUCCGCGGCGGGGGGAGCCGCCAUGGAGCCGCCGCCACCGUGCUCUGCCGCCGGCCGGGCAGCCGCGCUGGCCGCCGCCUGCAUCAACUACCGCCGCGGUGGGCCCAGCCGCGGGCUGGAGCUGCGCGCCGUCACUGCCGCGGCCACCCAGGACAUUGACAAUGUUGGACGUAAAUACCACCUGAAAUUGGUGUUAGAAGACAUCCUUGAGAAAGACAAUGUUGUUAACUGCACUGCUGAGAUUCUUUAUCAUCUGGGCAACAAAAAUGCUGCUCCAGAUGUAGACUUUACAAUUGAAGGAGAACUUAAGAACACUGAUGAACAAGACAACAUAUUCUACAAUCAAAUCAAGAGCCUGAAAAAAGAGCUUGUGGCACAAAACAUACCAGACAGCCAUGGCAAUGUGCCCCCAGAAAUGGAACCCAUCAGACUGCUAGCUCGGGUCGCCGCCGGGUAUGUGGCAUGGCAGAACUCUACUGAAAAUACUCGGUACGAACUCGCCCAGAUUAAAGACGUGAGGCAAGUGAAAAGAAGCGAUGAUUACCUUGAAUUUGAUUACAUGGUUCUACUCCAUGAAUUUGUGUCACAGGAGAUUAUUCCCUGGCAAAUGAGAGUUCUCUGGCACCCACAGCAUGGUGUUAAAGUCACACAGAACAGCCGUCAGCCAAAACCUGCAGAGUACUGAUGGAGCACCUGGCACUAUAGUGGAAGCAGCUGAAAUGCUACAGGUGUUUGAAGGGAGGCAGAUAAGUAAACAGCGGGGCAAACAACUAAGGUACAAACAACAAGUCCUCGCUCAGUAAAACUUUUCCUGUGCAUUUUGCUUUGAUCUAAUAACCCAAGUCAUUUUAUCUACUGUACAAUCAAAUGCUCUGUCAAGAUUAAUAAACUGCUUGUUGCUAGAAAGAAUACUUACUGCACAGGUGCAGAGAUGUUCUCUCUAAAGGCAACUUUUGGCUUUCCCAUGGUGCAAGGACAACCAUAUUCUCUUUCCAUUCGCUGCAGAAAAAAGUAGAAUGAAAUUCAGAACUGUUCCUAUACAUCGGCAGUGUUUUUAUCACAGAUAAUUUUAAAGUGGGAAACUUGAUCAAGUUUAACCAUUUUUUUUGUUUUGCUUUGGUUUGUUUUUUUUUGGAAAAACAGAUGUUACAAAUUAUUCACUGUCAUUCUACUGUCAUCCUUGUUUAGGGGCAAUAGCUUUAGAUAUAGGACAAGGCAACAGCAUAACUACUUUAUUCAAGUUUAAGUUUUCAAAGACAAAACUGUCUUUUAUUCAUUCUGUCAACAUUUCAGAUACAUCUACUGUUAGACUGAAUUAAAGAAAGAUACUAGCUUGAAAGAAAUAAACAGAUCAUUGUAAGUAA
Molecule: messenger RNA, 1596 nt
Organism: Dromaius novaehollandiae (emu)
Lineage: Eukaryota; Metazoa; Chordata; Aves; Casuariiformes; Dromaiidae
Gene: LXN
Product: latexin
Exons: 6
Coding region: 255-917 (220 amino acids)
Molecular function (GO): metalloendopeptidase inhibitor activity
Source: RefSeq, a predicted model, not a curated record